This is a messenger RNA of Amphiprion ocellaris (clown anemonefish), 3853 nucleotides long. RefSeq names its product dihydropyrimidinase like 2a (gene dpysl2a). The transcript is spliced from 14 exons. Gene Ontology annotation, cellular component: cytoplasm; cytosol. The record is from RefSeq and is a predicted model, not a curated record. Gene Ontology annotation, molecular function: hydrolase activity, acting on carbon-nitrogen (but not peptide) bonds, in cyclic amides. Lineage: Eukaryota; Metazoa; Chordata; Actinopteri; Pomacentridae. The coding region runs from base 313 to 2052 and encodes 579 amino acids.
GCGGUACCUCUUUGUGGCCCUUCUCUUCUUGGUGCUUGUCUGGUCUUCAGGGACCUCAUCCAGCAGCAAAACCGAGGCUAGGACUGCUAGGCAAAGACACAGCUUCUCAUUUUAAGAAUUUCGUUAGGCUUCACUGUGCCAACUCAGCUUGCUACCGGCAGUAAUUUCCAGAGACAGGCACUGUUUCCCUCUGGGCGUCGACUGGCCACCAAGCAGAGCAUCCAUCCUUUCAUUGGCAGCUGAGGUUUUCCAGUCUAGCUAGCUAGCGUUAGCCGAGAGGUAGGGGGCAGCUGUGUCAGAGGGAUCUCCAAAAUGUCCGGUUACCAAGGCAAGAAGAACAUCCCACGAAUUACAAGUGACCGUCUCCUCAUCAAAGGAGCAAAGAUCGUGAACGAUGAUCAGUCGUUCUUGGCUGAUAUCUACAUGGAGGAUGGAGUCAUCAAGCAAAUCGGAGACAACCUCAUUGUUCCCGGUGGAGUUAAGAUCAUAGAGGCUCAUGGACGAAUGGUGAUGCCAGGGGGCAUAGAUGUGCACACCCGAUUCCAGAUGCCCGACCGAGGCAUGGUGGCAGCAGAUGACUUCUAUCAGGGCACCCGGGCGGCCCUGGCUGGGGGGACGACCAUGAUCAUUGACCAUGUGGUGCCGGAGCCUGGCGUCAGCCUGGUAGCUGCUUUCAAACAGUGGAGAGAGUGGGCUGAUAAUAAGUCCUGUUGUGACUAUUCUCUGCACGUGGACAUCACUGAGUGGAACAAAGGCACUCAGGAGGAGAUGGAGACGCUAGUGAAAGAUCACGGUGUCAACUCUUUCCUGGUGUAUUUGGCUUAUAAGGAUGUUUUCCAACUUUCUGACUGUCAGAUCUAUGAGGUGUUCAGUGUCAUCAGAGAUCUCGGAGCCAUUGCACAGGUGCAUGCUGAGAAUGGAGACAUCAUUGCAGAGGAGCAGCGACGUAUUCUAGAGCUGGGGAUCACUGGCCCCGAAGGUCACGUGCUUAGCCGUCCAGAGGAGGUGGAGGCUGAGGCAGUAAACCGCUCUGUCACCAUAGCCAAUCAGACCAACUGUCCCCUCUACAUCACCAAGGUGAUGAGCAAGAGUGCCGCUGAUGUCAUUGCUCUUGCUAGGAAAAGGGGCGCUGUGGUUUAUGGAGAGCCCAUAUCUGCCAGCUUGGGCACAGAUGGUACCCAUUACUGGAGUAAGAACUGGGCAAAGGCAGCAGCCUUUGUCACCUCUCCACCGCUCAGCCCUGAUCCCACCACCCCUGACUACCUCAACUCUCUGUUGUCAUGUGGGGACCUGCAGGUGACUGGUAGUGCUCACUGCACUUUCCAGACUUCUCAGCGUGCAGUAGGCAAAGAUAACUUCACCCUAAUUCCAGAGGGCACCAACGGCACUGAGGAGAGGAUGUCCCUAAUCUGGGACAAAUGUGUGGUGACUGGAAAGAUGGAUGAAAACCAGUUUGUGUCAGUGACCAGCACAAACGCAGCCAAAGUCUUCAACCUGUUCCCCCGCAAGGGCCGUAUCGCUGUGGGGUCUGACGCUGACCUCGUGUUGUGGGACCCAGAUAUCACUAAGAUCAUCUCAGCUAAGAGCCACAAUCUGGCCGUGGAGUAUAACAUCUUCGAGGGGACAGAAGUGCGUGGAGGUCCUCUGGUGGUGAUCAGCCAGGGAAAGAUUGUGUUGGAGGAAGGCAGCCUUCACACCACGGAGGGCUGUGGACGCUACAUCAGCCGUAAACCCUUCCCAGACCAUGUGUACAAGAGGAUAAAGGCUCGCAGCAGGCUCACAGAGCUGCGAGGAGUCCCCAGAGGCCAGUAUGAUGGGCCGGUGUGUGAGGUGACCGUGACUCCCAAGGUGAUUUCCACAGUUUCCUCUGUGAAGACUUCGCCUGCCAAGCAGCAGCAGCAACAGCAGUUUACUCCACAGCCGGUACGCAACCUUCACCAGUCCGGCUUCAGUCUGUCCGGUGCCCAAAUUGAUGACAACGUUCCUCGUCGCACUACUCAACGCAUUGUGGCUCCCCCUGGUGGAAAAGCCAACAUCACCAGCCUGGGCUAAGCUACUCUUCCACCUGAGCCGGGAUGCAGGGCAACACGGGAGCAGAGGCCACUCUUACCAAUGUCACAUCACAUCUCUUAUCUCAUCACCUCUGACUCCUCUCCUGCACUCUACUCCAUCCAUUGUUGCUCACACACUACCACCACGUCACCUCAUGCAAAAAAAGAAGAAAGCACUAUUCCAUUUAGUUUCAUCUUUCCUGCCAUAUUCCAGUAUCGAGGAAGGAUCAAGUGAAUUGAAGCAGCUCUUUUGCUGUUUUAUUUUACGUCCAGUUUCAUUAUUGAUCAAAUUCAUUUGUUUACAUUUUUUUUGUAUAAUUUUCGCUCUACAUGUUUGAGUUGUUUAGUUGCGGAAAGUUGACAGAAAACUAGUCUAAAGAAGCAGUCAUGUGCAAGCAUUUUAGCGACAGCAGUUUACAAUUUUUCUUCCCAUGCUGUUCAUUUUGCUGAUAAUAGAAUGUUUCUGUGGUCCUGUUCGACGACCGCCUUUAGUUUGAAAGUAAAGCCACGAUUGCCCAUUUUACACAGUAACAAUGUUGUUUUGCUAUUACAUUGCUGAUAGAAAAAUCUCUCAUCGUGACAUAUUAGACCGGACAACAUUGUCUCAUAACUCCUUUUAAUUUUACUUGAAGUUUGCAGUAUUUCAUUUCUCUUUAGAGCCUGUAUUCAGCUGAACAAUUCACCUAUGUCUUCCUUUUGUGGUAUAGUUGCACCUUUGUUUUUUUUUUUUUUUUUAACGAUGUUUUAUGCUUCAUCGGUCAUUUCGGAAAGCGCUGACUGCACUGAAAGGAUAAAAAAAGGGUAUUUUAGGGUAAAACCACUCAUUCAACUUCACCCUGAAACUUGGGGGAAGAAACUUUCCCCCCCCACAUUUCAUCGUGUUUUUUUCCUCAUGUUUGUUGAAAGGUUGUCAGGGCAACAAGCUUCCAAUAAUCAGACCAUGAUGCGUUAUUAAAGAGGCGGGCACUACGAAGAAGCUCGAUGGGAGGUUUGCCGACAGCCUCUCUUCACCUGGUGCUAUAUGACCGUUGCUGUGCAUGUGAUCCACACAGCUUUGUAAUAACAGCAGCCAGGGUAGAGUCACCGUUAGCCCAGUUGUCGACCCAGUUUGUUUUGCACCUGUAACAAUCCAAAAUGGUAAAACUUGUAUGUGAGCUUGCAACUUUUUCUUUGUACUGGAUAUGUCAGUAUGUUUUAGGAUAUGUGUUGAAUUGAUCUACUUGCCUGCCUGUUCUGUAAGAUAUUGAUAGCACACUGUAUCUAUGAAGGCUCUUUUAAAAGAAGGGAAGCGAGGAUUUUUGAGACCUGAUGAAAAAUGCUUCUGUAUGUAUAUGAAACCCCAACACAGUGUGCUGAUGAUGUGUCCACUGUUCUCGGUGUUAGUGUUGUGAAUGAAUUACCAGAUAUAUCGUUUUUUUCUUGCCGUACCCCCUCUAUCUGCCCAACAUUGUCGACACCAAAUUAACUCGGGGUAGUAACUGUAUUUCACCAGAUCACCACAGGUUGUCAGUGGCGCAGCACUGCGCAGCCGCACUGGAUUAUUUCUUCCUCAUUGCCUUGUCAAGUGUAGGUUUUGUAUGCCGAGCUAUAAUGUGAAGUGAUUUACAUUUGGGGAACUUUCUUGGUAAUGGUUAUUGAGUUGUAACGUUGAGCACUAUUGUUUGCCCUCUUCCACCUAAUGUGAUACUCUUGCUCAUGUAUGUUUUGUAGGAUAAAAGAGUUUUGGGGGGAAUUCAUUGGUCCUGUCAGCAUUUGACCCUAUCUGUGUUGACUUAAGUGGAUUAAAAUAAUAAAACAUACAA